AUGCUCGACUGGAAGUUCUUCCCACAUAUCUUCGACAACAUUUACGAUUAUCUCGACGGGCAAGGUCUGGAAGCCAUGCGGCUGACAUGCUCUUCUCUCCGGGCGAGAGCAGAAACGGAUCUCUGGGAACAAGUCAUACUGUCACAUCGCGUCCUCCAUGUCUCCUCCCCUGGCUCUGCCACUCGACCUGAGGCUGUCAUUCUCACUCAGACUCAACUGUAUUCCUCCCUGUACGACUCUCCUCUUCCGCACGCCUACGCGAAUGGCCACAAAGUGACUGAGGUCGUCAACAUCACUCAUCCGCCCACAACUUUCUGCUUGUAUCGCUGCGAAAGAUGCGUAGAGGAGUGCGAACACGACGAUGCUGAGUGCCCGUUAGCUUGUCAUUUGACAGCAGUCAUCAACACCAUGGGUUUCGAAGUUGUGUUUCAGCUUUUGGAUGCGGACACCCACAACUGUCACGAUCUCGAUUCGGCUCUGGACCGCUUAGGUUGCGAAGCUCUCAUCGUCAGCCAAAGACUGCGAACCAGCGACGAACAGAAUAAAGCUAAUCAUCUGUACCGAUACCCAAUUAACCAGCAUAUUUUCAAGUUAUCGUACGCGUCCAAAGGGGGAUACGAAACGCAGCCUGUCGUGACGAACAGCUACACACCUUUCCCUGUGAACGACUUCACCAUCGUCCUCCACCCUCGAGAGGAGAACCACACCGAAGGAGUCAGACCACGAGCAGCAACAAACGAGGUAGAGUCCUUCGAUCUCAGUUCUUUCCUGGGGAGUCUAGCGGAAGAAGGUAGGCUAAGAGCACCAAUUUUCGUCGUCGCCACAGACACCUGGCCCCCGGAGGGUCCCUUGGAGCUCCGGCGACCGACACCGCAGAUUUCGGAACCAGCCUUCCAAGCCGCACUUGAAACCUGCACCCGGCGUGGCGAAGGACAGGUUGACAGGAUCCAAGUCAUCACUUGGCCGGACGCGCGCCUCAAGUUCGGGAACAAGGUUUGCGACCUCCUCAUGUCCGAGCCAUCACCCCUCCGCCUCUCGCAAGAUAACGGUCCUCCAUGGGGCUUUGUGAGUGCGCCCGUGGCUCCAUUGCUAACUAGCAGUAGCUGUGAUGUUGAUCAAUCCGCACCAGCUCAGCUGGCUCUUCGAACUUACCCACCCGGCCCACCCCUUCUCAUCCCCCACCCUCACCAUACGGUCUCCCGUACUUUCCAUCAACCCGCCGACCCUCCAUAA
Molecule: messenger RNA, 1233 nt
Organism: Trichosporon asahii var. asahii CBS 2479
Lineage: Eukaryota; Fungi; Basidiomycota; Tremellomycetes; Trichosporonales; Trichosporonaceae
Exons: 1
Coding region: 1-1233 (410 amino acids)
Source: RefSeq, a predicted model, not a curated record